Messenger RNA from Cydia splendana, 1021 nucleotides. Its product is annotated as luciferin sulfotransferase-like. Gene Ontology annotation, molecular function: sulfotransferase activity. The coding region runs from base 4 to 951 and encodes 315 amino acids. Lineage: Eukaryota; Metazoa; Arthropoda; Insecta; Lepidoptera; Tortricidae. Gene Ontology annotation, cellular component: cytoplasm. The record is from RefSeq and is a predicted model, not a curated record. The transcript has 7 exons. Gene Ontology annotation, biological process: sulfation.
ACAAUGUGCGAUAAAGUUAAAGUUCAAGAGUUGGAUUCUGCAACGCAGGAGCUGAUAAACUGUAUGUACGGAGGCCAAAUGUAUGCUCGUUUUGGCGAUAGUGGUUAUCUGUUGCCUGCAAGCUACAAUGAUGACGCCGACGACACCAGGAACAUGACGGUUCGGCCUGAUGACGUUUGGUUGACCUCCUAUCCUCGAUCAGGAACAAAUUGGACACUAGAAUUGAUGUGGCUUCUCAUGAAUGACAUUGAUUUCGACGCAUCUAAAAAAACUCCAAUACACAUAAAGCGUAUACUUCUCGAAAGUAAACAUUUGCCUAACAGAGAAUACUUGGAACGUGUAGCAGUAUUUUAUGAGGAAACUAUCAACGGGUCUUCCCCACGGUUCAUCCAGACGCAUAUCGCCUUCUCCCUGCUGCCUCCGCAUUUACUGGAUACAGCUAAAGUGGUAUACAUAGCUCGAGACCCGAGGGACGUCGCUGUGUCAUACUACCAUUUGCACCGACUCCUUUAUACGUAUUCUGGUGAUUUCAAAACUUUUUGGAAUAAUUUCCUGAAUAAUUUAGUUCGUUUCACCCCGUACUUCCCGCACGUGAAGGAGGCCUGGGCGCUCCGCCACCAUCCGAACAUGUUGUUUAUUUUUUAUGAAGACAUGAAAAAGGAUUUGCCCUCGUGUAUUAGACGGCUAGCAGAUUUCCUCAGUAAGGAAGUAACGGAUGAACAAACGGUGAAACUUUGCGAAUACUUAGACAUAGAGAACUUCAAGAGAAAUGAGUCUGUGAAUCCGCCGUGGCUCAAUCAGGUCAACCCCGCCGCCGAGAGCUUCGUGAGAAAGGGUAUACCGGGCGGGUGGCGAGAGUACUUCGACGAAGAGAUGGCGGCGCAGGCGCAGGCGUGGGUGGAGGACAGCCUCGCCGGCUCCCACCUGCGCUUCCCUACUCAUACGGUCUAGUCGCCACUAAGGCUGCCUGUCCACUGAGGCGGAGCGGAGCGGAGAUGUGGGGAAUCAACCAACACUUAUC